CGCCAAAGUCCUGCUAUUCAUCAUGACUCCUUUAUGGGAACCUUCAACAUAUAUGCAAAAUUGCUGAACUGAAGUAUUUCAGGCGGAUGAUUCUGCAAGCACUACUACUGACAGCUUAUUUCUUCGAGGAUCUAUGGGGCUGAAACGCUACUUUUCCAUCCUCAAGUCAAAGACGAGAGAUCAUUGCCAAAAUUGGAAGAAGAAGCUGCCUUGGCUAAGACAAACCACUGAAUCAUGAGGGCUUCCUUCAAUAUAUCUAGAUCUCUCCCACUGGAAAUUAUCAUUCUUGGCCUUGUUCUUUGGUAGGACGGUUCGAAACAUGAUGCCAUAGGGAAGUUAUAAUGAAGUGAAAUGGUUGAACAUCGAAGUGGAAUUUGAUAUCUACUAAUCAGUGUGUAAGAUUUGUGCACUAUUGUAGCUUGGAGGGAUUCUGUACUCUGGUUAAAUGUUACUUUCUAAGGAUUAGUUGGCUGUGGUUGAUUGUUGUAAUUUGAGUUUGGUAUGAACUAUGAAGGUGUUAGAUGUUGUAAUGUUUUACUUUUGUAACUUUGUCAUCUUAGUUACAUAUGAUUGUACAUUAUGGUAUGAACCUGAUGUUUAUACUAAAUCAAUGAAUUUAAGACACGUGUAUUGCAUACACGCAUUUAUCGCUUAACCAUGGUUAAGUAAUAUGUAUUCUCACUUUAAUUUAUAACUCCCAUAGUUAAAUUGCGCUUUAAACACCCGAUGCCGAUAAGUAUUUACCGGGGCUGAGCAAGAAGAGAAACCGGAUUUAUCUUUUGAAGUGUGAAAGAUAUGAGAAAAUUGGAGUUUGGUAAGUUUGGUAUGGAAAAAGUCCUCUACGAGGAAAGUCUUCUUCUAAACAAAAAAUGAGCACUAGACAGUUUCAAAACAUGUCAAAAGUUCUAAAACUCAAUAGUCCAAAAGACUGGAAUUUUUAACUCUUAAUGGUAUGAAUGAUUCAAAGGAGAUACAAACAACUCCCAUGACAUUUUUGUGAUACUUAUCUGGGGUUGACAAAUUAAAAUUCAAAUUUGGCGGCUUGUGCUAGUAGAUUUUGACAACCUAUUGUGCUUUGGUACAGAUAACUGAACCAAAAGAAAGUCUUACAGUAAGGUAACAGGAAGGCUUAGUAAACCAAAAAGAUGACCAACAUCAGCAGAAAUGUGCAACAUUUUGUUCAUGUAAUUCUUGUAGUUCUUCAUUGUUUCAAUGCAGGAUUUUGCACAGAAGUAGAUAGCAUUACCAGCACUCAAUCUCUGAGAGAUCCUGGGAUUUUAUCGUCUCCAAGAGGCAUCUUCAAGUUAGGAUUUUUCAGUCCUUUAAACAGCACUAAUAGGUAUGUUGGUAUUUGGUACAAUUUUUCUGAAACAAUUGUCAUUUGGGUAGCUAAUAGGGACAAACCUUUAAGAGAUUCUUCUGGGGUUGUGAAGAUAUUUGGUGAUGGAAAUGUCGUCGUUAUGAACGGAGAGGAGGAGAUUCUUUGGUCAUCAAAUGUUUCAAUCUCUCAGGUAAAUGCAAUUGCUCUUCUCCAAGAUUCUGGGAACUUUGUUCUUGUAGAUUAUUUGAACAAUGAGAGCACAAUAUGGCAGAGUUUUGAACAUCCUUCUGAUUCAAUUGUCCCUGAAAUGAGAAUAAGUGAAAACACAAGGACAGGGGAAAGGGUAGAAGUAAAAUCUUGGAGAAGCCCCUGGGAUCCUAAUUUCGGGAACUUUUCUUUAGGAAUGAGCUCUGUAAUCAUUCCUCAGAUGUAUAUCUGGAAAGGAAGCCGUCCCUAUUGGCGAAGUGGUCAAUGGAACGGCCAGAUCUUCAUCGGAGUGCAGGACAUGUAUUCUGUGUCGAUUGAUGGAUUUAGCGUAGUGAACGAUCGCGAAGGUAAUGUAUAUCUUACUGGCCCUGUUGGUUUUAGUUUCUUAACGAAAUUCAUCUUGGAUUGGAAAGGAAACUUGGUUCAAUCAUUUUGGGAUAAGCAUGAGAAAAAUUGGAAGAUAAUAUGGUCAGCGCCCAAAAAUGAUUGUGAAGUUUAUGGAACGUGUGGUACAUUUGGGAGCUGCAAUUAUGUGGAGUCGCCGAUCUGUUCUUGUCUGAAAGGUUUCGAGCCAAAGCAUAGGGAAGAAUGGGAAAGGGGCAAUUGGACUAGUGGUUGUGUUAGGAAGAGAGCUUUGCAAUGUGAAGUAAGGAGCAACUCAGAGGAUUCAAGUAAAGAAGACGGAUUUCUAAAGAUGGAGUUAAUGAAAUUGCCUGAUUUUGCAGAAAGGUCAUUUGCUACAGAAGACCAAUGCAGAAGCCAAUGUUUGGGCAACUGUUCCUGCAUAGCCUAUGCAUAUGACUCAGAUAUCGGCUGUAUGUUAUGGAGUAAAAAUUUGAUUGACAUUCAGCAGUUCCAAAGCUGGGGGAAAGAUCUCUAUAUUCGCGUGGCACAUUCAAAACUUGAUCAUCAAAAAGACAUAAAAAAGAUUGUAAUUCCAGUAAUCCUUGGUACUCUUACACUCUGUGUUUGUUCCUUUGCUGUACAAGGAUGGCCAGAUGUAGAGACCCUGCUGAUAUUAGGAGUGAAAAGAAAGGAGGUAGUUUUACUUGGUGAUAGAAGUGCAGUUCAUAUGGAAGAAUUACCUGUCUUCAACUAUGGAAUUCUUGCAAAUGCCACGGCCCAAUUUCAUGAGGAUAAUAAGCUUGGUCAGGGCGGUUUUGGUCCAGUUUACAGGGGAAAAUUGGAAGAUGGGAAGGAAAUAGCAGUCAAGAGGCUUUCGAAAGCCUCUGGACAAGGGCUAGAGGAGUUCAUGAAUGAAGUGUUGGUGAUCUCUAAAGUCCAACAUAGAAACCUUGUUAGACUCUUCGGAUGUUGUGUCGAUAAAGAUGAAAAGAUGUUGGUUUAUGAAUAUAUGCCAAUGAAAAGCUUGGAUGUGUUGCUCUUUGAUGAAGGACAUCGGAGCAUUUUGGAUUGGCGGAAAUGUUCCGCUAUAAUCGAAGGAGUUGGCCGAGGGCUCCUUUAUCUACACAGAGAUUCAAGAUUGAAGAUAAUCCAUAGAGAUCUAAAGCCAAGUAACAUUUUGCUCGAUAAUAACUUCAACCCGAAGAUUUCAGAUUUUGGCAUGGCUAGGAUAUUUGAAUCUGACCAAGAUCAAGCAAACACAAAGAGAGUAGUUGGUACUUAUGGAUACAUGGCCCCCGAAUAUGCAAUGGAAGGAAGAUUCUCUGAGAAAUCCGAUGUUUUCAGCUUUGGAGUUUUAGUGUUAGAGAUCAUAAGUGGCCGAAAAAGUACAAGUUCUUGGAAUGAGACAUCCUCUUUGAGCCUUUUGGGAUUUGCAUGGAAGUUGUGGAAAGAACAAGAUUUAUCAACUUUUAUUGAUCCGUUCAUAAUGAAUCCGAGCACGACAAUGGAGAUUAGAAAAUGCAUGCAAAUUGGUUUACUGUGUGUUCAAGAAUUUGCUGAAGACAGGCCAAGUAUUGCAUCUGUUAUUGCAAUGCUUACAAGUGAAAUUACAAGUCUUCCAGCACCAUUAAAACCUGCUUUUACUGAAAGACAUGCCAGUUUCUUCAAAAUGUGCAAUGAGAAUAGAGAAAACAAGUGUACUUUGAACAAUAUCAGUAUCACAAACUUUACUGGUAGAUAACAUGAACAUAUGAAAAUACUUUUUUUAAGAUAUAUAAAAUUUAUUGGAAUUAUUUCA
Lycium ferocissimum is the source of this 3671-nucleotide messenger RNA. Its product is annotated as G-type lectin S-receptor-like serine/threonine-protein kinase At1g11330. The transcript is spliced from 9 exons. Gene Ontology annotation, molecular function: ATP binding; protein serine/threonine kinase activity. The coding region runs from base 1146 to 3614 and encodes 822 amino acids. Gene Ontology annotation, biological process: recognition of pollen; protein phosphorylation. Lineage: Eukaryota; Viridiplantae; Streptophyta; Magnoliopsida; Solanales; Solanaceae. The record is from RefSeq and is a predicted model, not a curated record.